This is a messenger RNA of Mycetomoellerius zeteki, 5406 nucleotides long. RefSeq names its product lysosomal alpha-glucosidase. Gene Ontology annotation, biological process: carbohydrate metabolic process. NCBI's taxonomy places the organism in Eukaryota, Metazoa, Arthropoda, Insecta, Hymenoptera, Formicidae. The record is from RefSeq and is a predicted model, not a curated record. The transcript has 19 exons. The coding region runs from base 536 to 3637 and encodes 1033 amino acids. Gene Ontology annotation, molecular function: alpha-1,4-glucosidase activity; carbohydrate binding.
CUACGUCGAUAUGUAUCUUUUACUGGAAAAUUCCCAUAUCUUACAUCAUGAGUUCAACAGUCUAAACAGAGAUGAUAUAUGUAUGACGCACACGGUGCGUGAAAAUACAUACAAAGAUCCAAUACACACGAGGCAAGAUCAGAUGUUCAUUAUGCAUUACGGCCGGCCAUAGUGAUAGCGACAAAGUGCAGCGAGCGGUUGAGAACCGGAAUGCGAGAUUCUGUGUUCGAAAAUAAUACGGUUAUAUCAAUCUGAAUAUAUCUCUAAGGAAUAUAUUAAAAUGCGUAGUAUAAAACGCAAUAUAUUUUUCGUGUAAAAAUACGUGCAUUAGGACGAUAAUGGUGCGGUCCCAUGACGCGGAAUUGGCGCAAUUAGGAAUUGGCGGAACGCUUGUGAUUGGUUUAAAAAAGACAUCGGUGGAGCGCAAUUGACGGAAUACUUGCGAUUGAACGGACAUCGUUCCGCCAAUUCCGCAUUGCACACAACUUGGUAAGAAUUAUUUGUGGCAGCAGGGUUUUGAUCAAAGACUUGAAGAAUGGCUGAUGUAGAGGCAAGUGGACAGGAUAUUUCUGAAAAAUCAGGAUGUUACAGUACGACCAAAGAUCAUUCAAACAAAAUUAUGGAGAAAUUUAAUUCCAUUGUGGUUAAAACAUUAAACAAUAAAUUCUAUGAGCCAUCAAUGAAAAAACAUGAAAAAGAAGAGUUGAAUAUUGAUAAACGUCAUAAUAUAAAACGUAUGAUAAUGACGUUAUUCUUCUGUCUCAUCACGGCUUUAUUGUUGUUUCAUCUUGGUCUUCCAUUAUUAUACGCGAUUAUAAAUCCAUUAUGUACUAUGAAUAGUUACAAUGCAGAAGUGGAAUUUACGAUUGAUAUAAAUAACAAUAGCAUUGAGGAGACAAGAUAUCAGCAUAUAUUAGUGGAUACUCCUGAUAUAUACAUUGAAGAAGAAACGUAUGAUCGUAAAAUAGUGCCUUUAAAGGAAGAAAGUAACUUAUCUGAAGAAAACACAGCUUUUAACAAUGCUCAACAAUGCAGCAAUGUUCCUGAAAUAUUACGCUUUGAUUGUCAUCCAGAGGACGGAGCAUCGCAACUUUCUUGCAUAAACAGAGGAUGUUGUUGGAAUCCUCGGGAAAGUAACAAAAAUAAGAAGGAUUUACUGCUGUAUAUUCCUUACUGUUACUAUCCCGAUGGAUGGAAUCUGUAUAAAUACAUUAACCACAGUCAGGAUGGAAGUAAUUUCUUGGGCUUUCUCAGUCAAGAAAAAGAAUCUGUGUACAAGAACAAUGUGCCCCUUGUCAAGGUAGAAGCCACAAGCAUAGACAGCUCAAUUCUGCGUGUGAAGAUAUAUGAUCCCUUUAAAACGCGAUAUGAACCACCUUGGCCAAUUAGAUCAGAUCCGAAACCAUUUUUAUAUCGAGUUGCUGACAUGAAAUAUCAAUUUAAUAGCGAUGAUGUAAAACCUGGCUUUAAAGUCAAUAGAAUCAGUGAUGGCACAACAUUAUUUAAUUCCAUUGGGAUUGGAGGUUUCAUAUUUGCUGACCAGUUUCUACAAAUGAGCUCAUUGUUACCAACAAGUAACAUUUAUGGUAUUGGCGAGCAUAGAUCGAGCUUAAAAUUAAAUACUAAUUGGCAAAUAUUCACUCUAUUUAAUAAAGAUCAACCGCCAAUGGAAAACGCAAAUCUGUAUGGAGCUCAUCCAUUUUAUAUUAUUAUGGAGGAAUCUGGAAUGGCUCAUGGAGUUUUAUUUCUAAAUAGUAAUGCUAUGGAUGUGAUAUUGCAGCCUACACCGGCUAUAACGUUUAGAACAAUCGGUGGUAUUUUUGAUAUUUACUUUUUCCUGGGACCGACUCCAGCCGAUGUAGUGAAACAAUAUUCUGAAAUUGUAGGCAAACCAUUUAUGCCACCCUAUUGGUCGCUUGGUUUCCAUUUAUGCAGAUAUGGAUAUGAAUCGCUGGAAAAUACUAAAGCAGUAUGGAACAGAACGAGAGCAGCUGGAAUCCCAUUUGAUACUCAAUGGAAUGAUCUGGAUUAUAUGGACAAAAAUAAUGAUUUUACAUAUAAUAAAGAGAAAUUCAAAGAUUUACCUAAGUUUGUAGAAGAAAUUCACUCGGCAGGAAUACAUUAUAUACCCUUAAUUGAUGCCGGCAUAUCUGCUUCCGAAGAUAAUGGUUCUUAUCUGCCUUACGAUGAAGGAAUAAAACAAGAUAUAUUCGUAAAAGACGGUGAAUCCGAUAAACCUUUCAUCGGUAAAGUUUGGAAUCUUCAUUCUACAGUAUGGCCCGAUUUCACAAAUCCUAAAACUAUGAUCUACUACGCAAAUAUGAUGGGCGAUAUGCAUAACAAUUUCGCGUACGAUGGUGCAUGGAUUGAUAUGAAUGAACCAUCCAAUUUCUACAAUGGUAAUAAGAAUGGUUGUACACAUAAUAAUUUAGAUUAUCCCGAAUAUAUUCCCAAUGUUGUUGGCGGUUUCCUCGCUACGAAAACUCUUUGCAUGAAUGCGAAACAUUAUUUGGGCAUUCAUUAUGAUCUUCACAAUACUUAUGGAAUGAGCCAAGCGAUUACUACAAAUUAUGCUCUUAGGAAGAUUAGAUUAAAGAGACCAUUUAUAAUAUCGCGUUCGACAUGGGUAGGACAUGGUCAUUAUGCGGGUCAUUGGACAGGUGACGUUUAUUCAUCAUGGCAUGAUUUAAAGAUGAGUAUUCCAGCUAUUUUGUCAUUCAAUUUCUAUCAAAUUCCAAUGGUGGGUGCAGAUAUUUGCGGUUUUAAUGGAAACACAACUACUACAUUGUGCAAUCGUUGGAUGCAACUUGGUGCUUUUUAUCCAUUUUCUCGAAAUCAUAAUUCCGAUGAUACAAUUGAACAAGAUCCAGUUGCUAUGGGUGAUUUGGUUGUACAAUCGUCAAAAAAUUCUCUCAGAAUACGUUAUCGAUUUUUACCAUAUUUGUACACCUUAUUUUUCAAAGCACAUAAAUUUGGGGAAACCGUGGCACGGCCACUUUUCUUUGAAUUUACCGAAGAUCGGCGAACUUACGACAUUGAUACACAAUUUCUUUGGGGAAAUUCGCUUAUGAUCAAUCCAGUUCUCGAAGAGAACAAAACUGUGGUAACUGUUUAUGUACCACGUGGUUUGUGGUAUGAUUAUUAUACCUUCAAUUCCUAUUUUUCCAUCGGGAAAUACUAUACCUUCUCUGCACCGAUUGACGAAAUACCAUUAUUGAUUCGUGCAGGUUCGAUUCUUCCAGCACAGGAACCGGGUGUAACAACGACAGAGAGCAGAAAAAACAAUUUUGAAUUAAUAGUAACAUUGAAUGAAACUAAAAAUGCCAUAGGAGAACUGUAUUGGGAUGAUGGUGAUAGCUUAGAUUCCAUAAAAAAGAAAGAAUAUUUGUGGCUGUCUUUCAUUGCAAAUCAAUCAAGUUUAUUGAAUGUGGAAAUGGAUAAAGGCUCUUUUAAUGAAGAGGUAAUUCUGGGAACAGUACAGAUCUUUGGAUUACGACCAGUCGCCAGAGUGUUCCUAAAUAACAAUGAGAUAGGAUUUUCAUUUGAUCUUUCCACAUUGAGCCUACAUAUCACUGGUUUGCAAGUGGACAUGAGACAACCAUUCAUAUUUAACUGGAUAUUUGAAAAAUCUUAUUAAUUAUACGUAAAUUUUCUAUCGCGGUAUGUGAAGCUCAUGACUUGAUAUAUGUGAUAAAUACUAGAGUCACUUUAGAGUCACUUAAGAGUCGAGUCCGAUAAGACUGAAACAUGACGUCUUUCUGGUUUUGUGUCUCGACUCUCACUAGAGUAACUCUAAUAAAUACUAUACAUGUUUUUUUUUAUAGAUAUCUUACUUUAAGUUCAUAUAUUUUUCUUAUGCAAUUAUACAAAUAGCGUGUGAACAAAUAAAGCAAUUUUAAUCAUUAUUUAUAUAAAUUUACAUAUAUAUAAUGAUGCAUAUUGGAACGCAUUAUUAAUUUCUUUUCAUGAGAAUGAAAAGGAGAGUGAUAUUAAUGAAGAAAGAAAACCAGCAAAUAAAGAAACGUGUUUAUUCAAAUUGUCUUCUCCCACACAUCGCACAUUAUGUUAAUGUACAAAUAUGACUAUAUUUAGUUUAUGGCACUAAAGAAAAACAAUAAGUAGCAUCCCGAUUUCAUCGAUGUCAAAAAGAAAAUGAGAUUCGAAUAUUAAAUUCGUGAUCUCGCGCGAAAAAAAGAAUAAAAUUCGCAAAAGACACAGGACAAUCAUUCUCUAGAGCGCUAUUUACUUGAUUUGGCACCGUAACUCAAAAUCAUCGAGUUAGUGGAUUUCGUUGAGGAAAUGUGGGAAGCUACGCUUCCUGUCGACUAUUCGAAAUGGCUCUCCUCCGACCUCGAUCUAUAUUCAAAGUGCACUCCGACCCGCAUUUGCAUCCACAACCAAAGUAUAGAUUUCGAUCUUUCGAAUAAAUUUGAAAAUGCUAAGUCACCGCGUACGCCAAUACAUUCGAGCUCAUGUUAAUACAUUAAGGUGCGUCACACGCAUGAAUACAAGUUACUCAUAUUGCUUCCUUACUUUUCUCUCGCUUUACAAACGCAAAAUAUACCUCGGUGCCUACAAUAAAAUUGAAAUCAUAUAAAACGUAACGAUACAUACAGUACGAUAUAUUUGGCAAUGAAAGGAACAAAGUCUUUGGAUUAUUCUUGCGCGCCGAAAAGAAAGUUUAGAAAACAAAUUUCUUUUCAAGCAAUAACUUCAAGUAUUGCAAACGAUUAUAUCGCACAAAAUAGCACCUCCGAUUGCAAUAUUUUUUACUAUUUUUAUCCAAACGCACAAUUGAGAAAUAUCCUCAUGGUACGUCGAGGAAAGGAACUUUGCGUGUAGGAAUACCAAGUCAAUUUUGAUUUUAUGCGCUAGCAAAAACGUCUUCGUCUAUAAAAAGAAUUAUUUGCAUCAAUCUUACAUUACAGUAUUUUAUAUUACUGUAAAAUUUGACUUUCAUUUAUCGAGAUAAAAUAAAUUGCUAUUACUUUUCUGGAAUUUAGCAUCUUUAGAAUCAAUUUAAGAAAAAGAUAAUGUGUUCCUCUCCCCUCGCGUCCAUCAGCAUAUAUUCACCUAAUAUCAAUAUAUAUGUAUAUAAGUAUAUAUAAUGUGUGUAUAUGGAUAUAAUAUAUAUAUCUCUCUUUCUUCUCUUCAAUGACUAAUAUAAUACUAAACUUGUAACCUUCGUUCUUUAUUGUCUGCUCACAUUUACUAUGACUAUCUAAAAUGAUGGCACGCCAACAUGUUUACUCAUCCGCGGCCAAUCAAGCCCUCAGUUGCGCGCGAGUGCAUGUAUAAGUGAGUAAUAACGAAUAAUAGUAUCAACUACAACGGGAACGUCGCGCAGGACUGUCGAAUAUCAAUUUUCCGCGGACGCGUCCGUGAACACAUUUAUAUAUAACAAAA